CCUCCAGGAACGCUCCCCAUUGUCGCGGUCUUAGUUGGCUGAGCUUAGUCCAGGCCAACAACCGCUUCGUUCCUUAGGCCCGGAGCGGCCCACAAUUGCCAUGGCGAAUAAUAACACCCUAAAGGCGACUCCUUGGAGCGAAGAGGGCCUAGCCGGCGGCAGCCGCCAGUUCUCAAUCGCUUGCUCUUGGGAGUGCCGCACGGACCUGGCGAGCGUCGUGCGCCUCGUCUCGGAGGGGGAGCUCGAUGCCGCCUGGGAGCUUUCGGGACCCGCGCCGACCGGCUCAUCUAGUGAGAGUGUUGUGCUUCUUGAAGGACAGUUAAACAAUGACGGUAUCCCUCCAUGUUUACUGUACUUGCACUGUGAUCCUCAUGGGUCUGAAGAAAUUGUUGGGCUUGGCAUUUUGAGUGAGGCACGGAACAUGGAAGUCUACAUAGGAGAAGAGUACUAUGCAACUGGGAGGGGAGAGAAAGUCAUUACUUUUGAAUAUGGCAGCAAAAAAGACAAAGUUACUUUGUACAAAAAGUAUCUUGGAUUGGAGUGUUCUACAGCCUCUUGUAAAAUUAAGCUACUGUCGCUCAGUGAAAAACAGAGGGUAUUGAUCAGUAAAAUCAUAGUACAUGUCAAAUCAGUUUGUACAAAAUCUAAGCCAGUCUUCACUGAACUAGGAUCCGGAAUAGACCUAGACAAAGUACAAACCAUAAUGGAAUCUGUGGGAUCCAAAUUAUCACCUGGGGCACAACAGCUCCUGGAUAUGGUUCGUUUUCAGCAGAAGAAUGGACUUCCUUUUGGAGGCAAGUUACAAAAUAUAUUUGGAAAAAAUGGAUUUGUACCUGCAAAGAACCAUAGUAUCGAUGGAUUGGAGAAGUUACCUGUUCUGGGGAGAUUAGAUCACUUGUCCAAUGGACCCUCUUUUCUGAAGGCUAAUUCAGCAGCUGGAACAGUUAUAGAAGAUUUAAAGUUGCACACAAAAAUGAACAAGCAUGCUUCUAGUAUGGAGAAUAUGUUUGUGCCUCCAGGCCUUCAAACUCCACAAUCUUUUGCUGUAGUUCCUCAAAGUAAUGCCAAAGGAUUGGCAUCAUCUUUUUUACAAGACCAAGGAAAAGAAAACCCAAGUAUGCCCAAUUCCACACUUCUGCUUCCACUUCUUCAAACUGUAUGUGGUCAAGUAAACCAUCUACGAAUAGAUGAAAGGAGUAAACAAUAUGAGAGCAAUUCCGGAUCUGAGGACAGGGGAAUUCAAUCUAUUAGUGUGGAACAACAGCCUGUUUGCCUGUACUUGGAAAAGCUCAUCUCCAAAAACAUGGAACUGAUGGAAAAGAGAUUAAUGGAGAAUAUUGAUCUGCGUAUACAGAAACUUCAGGAAUAUAUAGAUAAUAGAACUGCUGAAAUAAUGGAUUUGGUUUUGAAAUCCAACAAUGAUUUACAAGAACAUAAUUCUCUGAGAGAAAAACUCAAAGGGGAAAGGGUAGACAGUCAUUGAAAAGUAGAAAAGCUCAACUUUUGUGUUUCUCAAGAACAAGUAUUUAUUUUACAGGCUUUUGAAAACUGUAUGCUGAAAGGCUUGAAAAUAUUUAAACCCUCAGAAAUUAUACUUGUUACUGUAAUUUCCCCAGUAUUAUACACUAACAUUAGUGUCUUUAUAUCUGUAACUUGCAAAAAUACCAAACCAAUAUUUUUUACAGUUCAGGUAAUUUUUACAUACACAUAUUUAUUCAUAAAUGUCUUCGAAGGUCUUACUUUUUUGGAUGUUUAUGCCAGAUUUAAUUAUGGAGAAGUGUUCUAAAUAAAGCAAUUUGCAGCAUUAUUAAUAGCUGGCUAGUACCUUAUGCUUUAAUGCAGUGUUAACA
Molecule: messenger RNA, 1850 nt
Organism: Varanus komodoensis (Komodo dragon)
Lineage: Eukaryota; Metazoa; Chordata; Lepidosauria; Squamata; Varanidae
Gene: CUNH10orf88
Product: chromosome unknown C10orf88 homolog
Exons: 6
Coding region: 101-1483 (460 amino acids)
Source: RefSeq, a predicted model, not a curated record